AUGGAUAGACAUAGUGGGACUGGGGUUGCAGAAAACUUUGAUUCUGGUUUAAUGGGGACCAUGAACGGAGAUGGAUACGAGAGUAGUGAUAGCUUUGAAGUUCCACCGCCUGAUAAUGGAGGACCGUCUGAGAAGAUGAACAACAAGUUCCGUAGGCACUCUCCCCACCAAAUACAAGUGCUUGAAUCUUUCUUCAAGGAUUGUCCUCACCCUGAUGAAAGACAAAAAAGGGAACUCAGCAUGAGAUUAGGCAUAGAGAAAAAGAAAAUCAAAUUUUGGUUUCAAAACAGGAGAACCCAAAUGAAGGCUCAAUUGGAACGCAAUGAAAAUGAAUUUCUUAAACAAGAGAACGAUAAACUCCGAGUGGAGAAUGAUUUCUUGAAGCAGGCUUUAGAUAGCCCCACAUGCAACAACUGUGGCGGUCCAGCAGUGCCUCUGUCUUCCUCGCACAAUCCUACUCCAAACCCCAAUGCAUUAGCAGCUAUGGAUGAAUUGAUCAAAAUGGCACAUAUGGGUCAUCCCCUUUGGAUCAAAGGGCUGCAUGAUGGACCGGAAACCUUGAAUUUGGCAGAGUAUGAGAGGUCUUUCCCCUCUUGCAUUGGCAUCAAACCCAGUGGAUACACAGUUGAGGCUACAAGGGAAACAGCCUGUGUUCCCCUUCGUGGCUUGGCCCUCGUCGAGACCUUAAUGGAUGCGAAUCGUUGGGCGGAUAUGUUUCCAUGCCUGAUUGCAGGAGCAGCAACGGUUGAUGUGCUAUCAAGCGGUACGGGUGGAACCAGAGACAAUGCAUUGCAAGUGAUGGUUGCUGAAUUUCAAGUUCUUUCACCUUUUGUUCCUGUUCGUCGAGUUCGAUUUGUCCGGUUCUGCAAGCAUCUUUCAGAUGGUGUGUGGGCGGUUGUGGAUGUUUCUAUUGAUCCUAGCAAUGCUGCAAAUCCGCCCAUGUUUGCAAAUUGCAGGAGGCUUCCUUCUGGAUGCAUUAUCCAAGAUACUGACAACAAAUACACCAAGGUUACAUGGGUUGAACACUCGGAAUACGAUGAGAGCACAGUCCACCAUCUUUUGCAUCCGUUACACGGUUCUGGUUUCGGCUUUGGCGCACAUAGGUGGAUCUCCACUCUCCAAAGACAAUGUCGCCGUUUCGCACUAAUAUUGUCCCCUUCUAUCAACGGUGAAGGCAAUGCAGGUUCUUUUCCAGCUGGCAGGAAAAACGUGUUAAAGCUUGCGCGACGCAUGACAUAUAACUUCCUCGACUGUAUUUGUGCUUUGAGUGAGCGUAAGGGUCUCGAUGUUGGUUAUGUUUGUAAUGCGGGUGAAGAUGUAAGGGUGAUGGUUCGGAAAGAUGCAAAGUAUCCUGCUGAGACUCAUGCUCUGAGCAGUUCAACUUCAGUUUGGAUGCCCAUAUCUCAGCAAAGGCUGUUUGAUUACUUGGUGGACGUAGGGAUGCGGUGUCACCGGGACCUUUUGUCAAAAGAACGGUCAACGCCGGCAAUGAUCAAUGUUGCCAAAGGCCCGGGACAAGGCGACCGUGUCACUCUCUUUAGUAGCGGUCUCGCUACCAACGGCAGCCUAAUUUUACAGGAAACUUGGAGCGAUGCAUCCGGUGCGCUGAUUGUGUGUGCACUUUUCGGCGGUACCUCAGCUAGUGUAGUGAUGAACGGCGGUGAUACAUCGCAGUUGGAAAUGUUUCCGAUGGGAUUUACAAUUCUUCCCGGUGAUGAGCGGCGAAGCAGCUCCGAUGGGAGUACAAGUAGUAGAUGCUUACUUACAACUGCGUCAGAGAUUUUGGUGGACGGUAAGAUAACAGCGGAAACAGUUGAAUGGAAUUGCAAAGUCUUAUCCCACCAAGUUCAGACAAUCAAAGCUGCCCUUUCAAUACCAUAG
Molecule: messenger RNA, 1881 nt
Organism: Hibiscus syriacus
Lineage: Eukaryota; Viridiplantae; Streptophyta; Magnoliopsida; Malvales; Malvaceae
Product: homeobox-leucine zipper protein ROC5-like
Exons: 7
Coding region: 1-1881 (626 amino acids)
Biological process (GO): regulation of DNA-templated transcription
Molecular function (GO): lipid binding; DNA-binding transcription factor activity, RNA polymerase II-specific; DNA binding
Source: RefSeq, a predicted model, not a curated record